AUGAUGAAGCCUAUCCAUGACAUCGCCGGUCACCGGCCGUUCAAGGCGCCGGGCCCAUCUCGGCGGACGAUCGCCAGAUGGAUAGAUGCAGGCGAUAUUUGCGCGACGACAAUUGGAACAAGAGACAACUUAUCGCACCGAACCUUCCGACUACGACAUAUCACACAGCUGCGCCGCUUCGGCGCUUGCGCGCACGUGGUUGGAGUGUUGCUUUUAUUGUCUGCCCUCGCGCUUUUUUCGGCGCCUGACACCGAAGUGUCCGAGGGCGCGACGCUUGGAGUUGGCACUGAGGCUUCCCCUGUCGCAGGGAUCAGCGACAUCUUGAUCUCUUGA
This is a messenger RNA of Penicillium chermesinum, 333 nucleotides long. RefSeq lists its product as uncharacterized. NCBI's taxonomy places the organism in Eukaryota, Fungi, Ascomycota, Eurotiomycetes, Eurotiales, Aspergillaceae. The record is from RefSeq and is a predicted model, not a curated record. Bases 1 to 333 code for a protein of 110 amino acids. The transcript has a single exon.